GCCCCACGGGAGGCGAGAGGCUUCCGUCCCUGGCGGGCUGCAAUGCCCGGCUCGCAGGAGGCAGCCCCCUGGCACUGCAACUCCCGCACCCGGGCGCCUUGAAGGCGGCAGGAGGAUAGACCGACCCGGCGAGGGGCCUGGCUUGACCCGGGAACCGAAAGCGGCUCUGGCUGUCGGGAAGGCGGAAGCCCAGGCGGUGGGUGUGCCGCGGGAGGCGGUGUAAGCCGGAGCGAAGGCGGCCGCGCUGGGUUGCAAGCCCCGGGAAAUGCGCCCGGCCUCGGGGAGCUCCGCCAGCCGCCCUCCGCCGCCCGCCUAAAGCGCCGCGCCCGGAAAGGGCAGGGCAGGCGCAGCGCCCCAUCCUUGGCAGCCAUGGGCGCGGAGCAAAGCGCGGAUGCGGACGGGCGGCCUCACGAGCCCAGCGUGUCCGCAUCCCCUUCACCAGCCAAACAACGAGCCAAAAUGGAUGAUAUUGUUGUGGUGGCACAAGGGACUCAGUCAUCGCGCAAUGUCAGCAAUGACCCUGAAGUCAUCAAGCUGCAAGAAAUCCCAACUUUCCAACCCCUUUUGAAAGGUCUACUCAGUGGGCAGACGUCUCCGACCAACAUUAAACUGGAGAAGCUGGAUUCUCAGCAAGUUUUGCAGCUCUGCCUCCGGUACCAAGACCACCUUCACCAGUGUGCAGAGGCCGUGACCUUUGACCAGAAUGCUUUAGUCAAGCGAAUCAAAGAGAUGGAUCUCUCAGUAGAAACUCUGUAUAGCUUAAUGCAAGAGCGCCAGAAAAGGUACGCCAAGUAUGCGGAGCAGAUCCAGAAGGUCAAUGAGAUGUCGGCCAUCCUCCGUCGCAUCCAGAUGGGCAUUGACCAGACGGUCCCCUUGAUGGAGCGGCUGAACGGCCUGCUGCCCGAGAGCGAAAGACUGGAGCCCUUCAGCAUGAAACCUGAGCGGGAACUCAAGCUGUAGUCCUCUGCUUGUGUCAUGUUUUCAUGGAGCCUGCUUGAAGCCUCGUACGCUUGCCGGAGAAGGCAUUGCUCCUUCACCAAAGCACUGUGGUCGGGAGAGUGCCCUUCGCUUGCAAGGAUGGUAAUUUCAAACUGGGAAUAAAGCACUAAGUGGAGCAUUA
Molecule: messenger RNA, 1120 nt
Organism: Sphaerodactylus townsendi
Lineage: Eukaryota; Metazoa; Chordata; Lepidosauria; Squamata; Sphaerodactylidae
Gene: BORCS5
Product: BLOC-1 related complex subunit 5
Exons: 4
Coding region: 370-960 (196 amino acids)
Biological process (GO): lysosome localization; positive regulation of anterograde synaptic vesicle transport; organelle transport along microtubule
Cellular component (GO): cytoplasmic side of lysosomal membrane; BORC complex; synaptic vesicle membrane
Source: RefSeq, a predicted model, not a curated record